Cotesia glomerata is the source of this 868-nucleotide messenger RNA. RefSeq lists its product as uncharacterized. The transcript is spliced from 5 exons. The record is from RefSeq and is a predicted model, not a curated record. Bases 170 to 790 code for a protein of 206 amino acids. Lineage: Eukaryota; Metazoa; Arthropoda; Insecta; Hymenoptera; Braconidae.
CAAUAAUUUUAACUUACCUCUUUGGCAAGGGGAAGGGGGAGUUAAGCUUUAAAAGGACUCGCAGGUAUCGACUCGCUACCAGUAUAACCCGUGUCUCCAAAAGCUAAACUUAAAAAAGUGCAGUGUGUGAUUAAUUUUAUUCUAAUUUGUUUAUUAUUGAAUAUUUAUCAUGAAAAAAUACCUGAUGUAUAUUAAUCUCCUGAGUUUUAUUAUUUUUUUGAUUUUGUUGCCCAUUAAUUCUAGUGCGCUUACAACUUUUGGAAAAACCAACACCCAGAAUCAAAAUCCUCCUCCUCCUACUCCAGCUUACAAUAACGAGGUGGUAAUUGGCAGUAACUUCAAUAAAAGCGCUUUUGAAUUAGAACGAUUAACUAGUAUGGGAAGAAGCGGAAUGCGACCAACCGGGUUGAAGGGCUCCUCGUCGCAUGUCGGACACAACAGCUUGGGAAAAGCUCGGGAGUGCAAAGCAGAGUCUGACUGCAGCGCCAUCCAAAACACAACUUGCGUUCAGGAUCCGAUUGGCGACAAAAAACGGUGUCUUUGCGGCGAUUUAUCGGCUCCAGUCAACGGAUUUUGCAGCUACCAGUUCAAAGCAUUGCACGCGAUAUGCAACGACGACAACGAAUGCGGCGAUGGAGCUGAAUGUACUCGAGAGAACGCCACCUCCCCAGCAAAGAAAUGCGUGUGUAAGGAAGAUUACUACGAAGAAGACUUCAAAUGCAACGGAUCGAUAUCUCUGGAGAACUCGCUCCUGCUAUUGAUUUUCUCACUUCUUACCGUCAAGUACUAAACCAACACGCUAUUUAUUUAUAAUUCUCGAAAUAACACUUAUAAUGAUUGCUUAAAUAAAUUAUUUAAUUAAAAAAAA